Effrenium voratum is the source of this 1016-nucleotide messenger RNA. The record is from the annotation of a GenBank genome assembly. Lineage: Eukaryota; Dinophyceae; Suessiales; Symbiodiniaceae.
AGUGUCGUGGCAUGAAAUGGCAUAACAUGCAAUUCAGGAGCCCGUGCUGGCUGCCAAUUCAGACAUGUCUUAUCGGCUGUGGAAUGUUGCUGGCAACAGGCCUUUGCCCUGUGCCAAGCAUCUUAGUGCCGGCUUCAGCCUGACCUAGAACGAUCUUUUGCCAGAGCCAUGGGCCGGAAAAUCUGGCUUCUGCUGCUUGCCCCAAGCCUUGCUUGGAUAGGACUGUGCCCUCGCGCGCGAAGGCCUAGGCGGAACAGCCAAGACUUCGCCUGUGAAUGAACGGGUUGUGUUGGCAGUCUCCCCUUGGCGACGCUGAAGUCAUCCGAGGUUUGGCAAUGCGAAUUGUCCUUGCGAAGCUCUCCACAUGUUGGCGGCAGGUUGCCGUCCGAGGGGCGACAGUGGACGUGCCGCCGCCGCCUAGCCAGGCGAGCGAAGGAGGAGGAGGCGACGGGUAUGAGAUUCGAUUUGUGGACAAUCAGGAGCGUCAGCGGAUCGCGCAGCAAUGGUUGACCGUGGCUUCGCAGGAGGAGCGCGAAGUCCUGGAGCAGAAGGUGCUGCCAUUUCGCUCUACUCAGUAUUUCACUGGCAAGAGCCGGCUUUGCAUUGGUGCCUUCGUUGGCGAGACCUGCCAGGGCCUGGGCUUGACGGAGGUGCGUAUGGACAUCCAGGACGUCAUUGGCUGCGUUCCUUGGAGUUUUGCAAGACUUACGGAACCAGGACUUGGCUGCCUUUUUCAUGGACAACAGGGUCUUGCGGGUUCUGGCACUUGUGACCAGACCUCGCGUCCAGAGCGAGGCCGCCCCGCUCAUUCUGCAGGCAGCCAAGCAGCUGGCAGAUGAAACGGGGUACCGCGCCGACUUCCAGCCCCUGGAAGAGCAGAGCAGCGGGCGGUACUGGGUGCUCGCGCGGUCACUGUUUGACUUGUAGCCAGCCUGCGUUAGUCUUGCGCGCGGCUUUGGUCACAGAGGCACGCAUUGGCCAUGGGGUGGUCUCCUUCUAUAGUAUCGGGCUAGCAC